GCCGGCAAACCGACCCCAAGGCACACGCGCGCCCAUCGCUCGCUACGCGCAGCAACGCCGGCCCCUCGCGGCCAGGAGCCCUCCUUGGCGCUUCUAACACCCUAAUAUUCGACACUCCACCUGUGGGGGCAAAGCGCCACGGACGCCGGCGUUCGCAGACAGAGCUCGCCGGUUAAAAGGGCACAGGACACCAUCACAAAAAGGGAAUGGACCAUAGUCCACCAUGCUUCUUCACCGCAGAGAUGGAAAUCGUGCCCGAGGGGAAAAACUUUCGAUUGGUAACAGAAGACGAGCUCCCAGCAGUAGCCGAUAUCUUAGUACAGUAUAUGCCUGAAUCUUUAAAGUUCCAUCAAACGAUUCAAACAUAUCUAAACAACAAAGUGUGGGACUUCCAUUUUUAUGUAGCAAAAAAUUGGCCGGAGGAUCCAAUUUGUCUGCAUUUCCCUGGCUGUACCAGUACGCCUAACAGCCACCCAUACGAGAGCGUGACGGUGUUCUGCCCGUCCGAGCGCGCUGAGCUGGUGGACCUACUCACAUCCGAGGACGUCCUACUGGAUCUCACCAAGCCGUUGUACCUGAACUUCACCCACGAAGCCAUAGUCAACCGUUUCGAGAGACACUAUGAAGCCCAUGACAAGAUCACUGGUGAUGUGUACGUCUGUGAUAACCCACCGGAGGAGGCCGAUACUGAUGGGCUGCCAUCGGACGUGGAGCUAGUUCGCCUGCAGCCGGAAAAUAUGAAAGCGGUACAUGACCUGUACCCAGCGAGCGACAUCGAGUGCCGUGAGGUUUUUGAAAAGCUGGUCGCUGAACUGCCCGCCUAUGGGAUCUUCGUCGAAGGCCAGCUGGCCGCGUGGAUGGUCCAAUCCUACUAUGGAGCAAUGUUCUCAAUGCAAACUCGCCCCGAAUUUCGUAGAAAAGGCUAUGGCAUUUACCUGGCCAGGCGUCUAACCAAAGAGGUAGCCGCUCGUGGGUAUAAGCCAUUCGUCGUGAUUCGUCCGGAAAACGACGCGUCCCGUUCUCUCUACUCCAAGCUUGGCUUUGAGAAACGUUUCCGAACGGUGCGCGCCGUUUUGCGCCCUCGCUAGCGCGUAAAAAGUUGAUCACUAGCAGAUUUUAUUUUUUUAAGACUUUUGAAAAAUCAAUCUAGCUUGCGAUCUUUGAUCGCUUAGAGAAUUUUAGUAGUAGCUUUAAGAUUGUCGCGGCUAGCGCUCUCGAUCUGCGCGAUACAAAUUAUAAUAUCCAACCGUGAUAAUUUUUUAAAUUUCUAUUCAAAACUAGAGCCUCUGCAUAAUAUUUCAGCCGUUAGCUUUUUUAAAACUAUACCUACUCUAGAUUGUGUCUUUACUCUUUGAAAUCGUCGACAACGAAUGUUGAAUAUUCAUCUAUCAUUAUAUGCUUCGCAGCAGAUUCGAGAGCUGUAGUCGUACGCUGCGUUCUCUGGCGCUAGCCUAGUCACUGAUCUCAAUGAUUCUAACUUGUCUAGAAUCACUAGGAACCUGAACUUGUUAAGUUCAGAUAUAUACCAAAGAUUUAUGAUGAAUAAGAGGAAGAAAUGAAUGGGCACUAUGUAUGUACUUACUUAACC
Messenger RNA from Galleria mellonella (greater wax moth), 1588 nucleotides. RefSeq lists its product as uncharacterized. Bases 207 to 1088 code for a protein of 293 amino acids. The record is from RefSeq and is a predicted model, not a curated record. Gene Ontology annotation, molecular function: acyltransferase activity, transferring groups other than amino-acyl groups. NCBI's taxonomy places the organism in Eukaryota, Metazoa, Arthropoda, Insecta, Lepidoptera, Pyralidae. The transcript is spliced from 6 exons.